This is a messenger RNA of Penicillium bovifimosum, 1431 nucleotides long. Its product is annotated as trehalose-6-phosphate synthase. The transcript has 5 exons. Lineage: Eukaryota; Fungi; Ascomycota; Eurotiomycetes; Eurotiales; Aspergillaceae. The record is from RefSeq and is a predicted model, not a curated record. Gene Ontology annotation, molecular function: catalytic activity. The coding region runs from base 1 to 1431 and encodes 476 amino acids. Gene Ontology annotation, biological process: trehalose biosynthetic process; cellular response to heat. Gene Ontology annotation, cellular component: cytosol; alpha,alpha-trehalose-phosphate synthase complex (UDP-forming).
AUGGCUUCCGGCAACGCUUCAAGCAAGCAAAGGGUGAUCAUCGCAUCCAAUCGCUUGCCACUCUCUGUCAAGGAAAACAAUGGAACCUAUGAAACGACCCCGUCAAGUGGCGGCCUGGUGAGCGCUCUCCGAGGCCUCCAAGCAGCCGACUACCUGUGGCUCGGCUGGCCAGGAAUCGAAGUCAACGACAAAUCCGCCAGGGAAAGUGUCAAUGCAUCCUUAGCUAAGGAGAAUGCGGCGGCAGUCUGGCUGGAUCAAAAACUGGCCACAGAUCACUACAAUGGAUUCUCCAAUGCAAUUCUAUGGCCAAGCCUGCAUUACCAGUCCGGAGUGGUCAUGGAUGACAAUGCGUGGGAGGCUUACCAACGCGUCAACGAGAUAUUCGCAGAUGAAGUGAGCAACAAGGCUAAAGAUGGCGAUCUGAUCUGGGUGCAUGAUUAUCAUCUCUUCCUCUUGCCUCGCCUUCUGCGGAAACGUCUGCAGGCUCAAAAUAAGCGCUGCCCGAUAGGCUUCUCGCUACACACGCCAUUCACAGUUGAUGAUUUCUGGAGGGGAGUUCCUGUUCAUGACCAGCUGCUCGAGGGUGUUCUCGGUAGUGAUAUCAUCGGCUUCCAUACGGAUGAAUACAAGAAAAACUUCCUCGGCGCCUGUGAUACUCUCCUUGAUGGCACUCGCGUGGAAAAUGACCAGAUCCAUUAUGAUAACCGCGUGGUCGAAACUGGGAAAUUUAUCGUGGGAAUCGACUAUAGGAAAUUUGCCGAUGCUUCAGGUGAUCACGAAGUGCUUUCCAGAAUCAAAGAGCUAGAGACUCUAUACAAGGACAAGCAGGUCAUUAUCGGCGUUGACCGCAUGGACUACACAAAGGGACUGCCCGAGAAACUGGACGGCUUCCGAAUCUUCCUAGAAGAACAUCCGGAUAUGGCCAACAAGGUCGUUUUGAUUCAGAUUGCCGUGCCAAGUCGAGAAGAUGUCAAAGAGUACCAAGAUCUUGAAGCGCAGGUUAGCAAACUUGUGGGCCAAAUUUCUGGCAAGCACGCAACUCCUCACCAUUCGCCGUUACUCUACAUCCACCGCUCGGUCUCCUUUGCAGAGCUUGCGGCACUAUAUUCCAUCUCCGAUGCCUGUCUUCUAACAUCGCGACGCGAUGGCAUGAACCUCGUUGCAUCGGAGUAUGUGGCGUGUCAAGAAGCCAGACAGGGUGUACUGGUGCUGUCUGAGUUCACAGGCGCCGCAACUUUCUUGAAGCCCGGUAGUCUCUUGUUCAAUCCUUCCAAUACGCACAGCCUCUCCGACGCUCUCUACAAAGCUUUGACUAUGGACAAAGAAGAGAGGAGGCGGAACUACGAAGAGCUUCGCAACUUCGUCACCACGAAUACAAGUGCAAAAUGGACUGAAACUUUCUUGGGUGAACUAGGACGACUGAAGAACUAG